This is a messenger RNA of Sclerotinia trifoliorum, 2874 nucleotides long. NCBI's taxonomy places the organism in Eukaryota, Fungi, Ascomycota, Leotiomycetes, Helotiales, Sclerotiniaceae. The record is from the annotation of a GenBank genome assembly.
AACAGAAAACAUAGACGUCACGCAUCAUCUAAGACUAUUUAUCCUCACGACCAAGUUGAAGACCUUCCCGUCGUCCUUUCUACCCCUCGUAUCUUGCAUCAAUAAAUAUCGAAUAUCAUUUCUAAUCGAUCCUUGUACUACCUACCACAUUACCCCAGAAUCAUCAACAUCCGACCUCACCGCUUGUCCCAUCCAUCCACCAGUCGACCCAUAUCACGGCAAAAUCAGCCUACAAUACCGAUACCUGAUGAUUUGCCAGCUCACGCCUAACCAUUGACUGGUGAUGAAAUUUUGCGCAGCAACAUUCAUGAAAAAGAUCUUCCUUCGUCGUAAAUCAUCUAAUCACUUGAUUCACGAAUAAUAUUUGCAAUUUCUUACCUACCUACCGUAGCUACAUAUGCUUGCUCCACGCUCUAUCGAUGCGGACAGACAGCCAAAGAAAACGAAUGCGAUGCCAAAGCAAAGCAAAAGAUACAAAAACGUUCUCAUCUAGAUCUUAUUGAUUGAUUAUUUUCAGCAAAACCAGCCCGUACGAUAUCAAGAUAUCGAGAUAUCGAAAUUAUCUUUUUGAAUAUGACGCAAGAGAAACCACCGCAGCCAUCGCAAUCUCAAGAGGAGACUCCCAACGUGGAUCCGAAAGAGUUCUAUGGGUAUUUGUUUGAUGAGAAUAAGAGUCCGACGCCAGUACUAAAUGCGCUAUUGAGGGGUAUCGCAAAUUGUAUUGUAAGGAUGUUCAGUCCUGUAAUGCUCACCUUGAAUUUCAUGCUUAUAAUUAUCACAGAUAGAGAAUGUCGGGAGCAAAGAAGAUCAAUUCUUAACGCCAGAAAAGUUGGCACUUUUCUAUAAAGCUGUUGGUGGGAAUUACGAUUGUAAGUUUUUAGUGUUUGGCUUUUUGUUCCCGACGUCUUCCUUGUCUAUCCCCGAUUGCUUGCUAAUAGCUUCCGUGUCCCUACAUAGCUCUUUUUGUGGAGACUACACAUCCCUCGAUAUCUUGGAUUUAUGCCUCCAUAGGCUGUCAACAUACUUUGAACCCUACGAAAGAUGAUUUUGCGCCUCCUUCAAUACCGUGCCUCACGGUCCGAGGAUUUGUGCGAUGGCAAUCGAUAGAAAUACUUUUGGGACCCGAGGAACAUGUAUCUUUUAUCCAAACCGCAGUGCGAGAUUUUGAAAUCAAACACCCAACUACAGGAGAGAGAUUUCCAAUAGAUUUACCGAAAGAAGCUUUCCCAUUGGUACCCGACGCGGAGAUAGAAAAAUGGCACAGAAGCUGUGCAGAGAAAUUACGUCGGCGAGCAACUCCAGAUGAGGCACCAGAAGAGGCACCAGAAGAAGUACCGGAUGAACAAGAGGAAGUUCCCACACCAGACCUCCCGCCUAGACCCAAAGUACAAGCAACAUACGCUCACGUCCGACCUUCCCCCAGAAUUCCGGAUCCUACGCCAACCAAUGGUGGUAACUCUCGCAGCGGUUAUUUUGAAACUUCUACUCGUGAGCCGCCCGUCCGUGAAUCCUCUUCUCGUGAACCUUCCGCCCGCGAACCUUCCGCCCGCGAACCCUCCGCCCGCGAACCCUCCGCCCGCGAACCUUCAGCUCAUGAACCUUCCGCUCGUGAACCUUCCACCCGUGACUCUACUAGCCAUCGGGGCAGUCGACCUAUACCUUAUUCACACGUCUCCGCAUCUCGUCCUCAACGACCACCUCUCAAUCGAUCACCAACUCAUCGAGUUCGCCAGUUUCUCGCUCCAGAGGAACCAUACUCAACCCGCAUACCCCGAGGACGUCAUCGCAGUUUCCCCAAUUUAAGCUCACCCUCUCCAGAAGAUGGGCCCACUUCCCACGCCCACGCAUCCGCUUCGGAUCCUCACCAUCCACAUCACAAUGUCUCGGCACCAGAUCCUCCACGUCCUGCUCACCGGAGACAUAGUCAUCCUCGGCGAUCCCGCCAUGCACCGAUCGUCUCCGACACCUCGGAUUCUUCCAGCGUUACUAGCGUAACAUCGGGUUCUGAAGAUGAUACGUCCCCUAAAACUCGUACUAAUCCAUUAAAUUCAUCUACAAGCGCGAGGACAAUACCGAGACGCCCGCGAAGUACUUAUAUGCCACGAAGUUCUGGCCCGGAGAGUCCUCGAGCUUUUGCAUUCUCGUCCACAGCACCAGGUAGUACGAUGCCGUCCCCUAUUUCAGAUGCUAGGGAAAGGGAGAGAGAAAGGGAUAGACAGAGGGAUAUUGAGGAUAAAUUUAGACGUGGUCACUAUCCCACUAAUAUCGAUUUGAAUGGAAAUUUGAGCGCGCCGUUUUUGGCUGGAAGGAGGAAAAGAGAGGCGGAAAGGGCAACGAUUGAGGUAGAGGUGGAGAGAGACAGGGAAAGGGAGAGGGAUAGAGAGAGAGAAAAGUCAAGAAGUGAUAGUAGGGGUGGAGGAAUGGAGAUGGAAUGGAAUGGGGGUGAAGGAAGAAAUGGAAGGAGAGUGGAAGGAGAGGAAGGAUCGGAAGGGAGUGGAGGAAAGAGAUGGAAAGGAGGAAUGAAUGGAGAACGGAAAGGAUAGAAAGAGGAUGGAUGAAGGAAAAGGAUAGAGAAAGGAGGGAAAGAGGUAUAAGUCCAGUAAGAGGGGUUGAUGGGAGGAAAUAUCCCGAGUGGAGGUGAGAUUUUGAAAGUAGCGGAUUGUGAUUGUGUUUCUGUGUGCGGGAGUUUACAUGGAUUUGGUUGCAUAUGGGAUGGAUUGGAUUGGAUUGGGUAUGAGUAUUAGCGAGCGAACGAUUUGAAUGAAAUGAUGAAGUUAUGAUUAUGAAGUACUUUACUCUAUGAGAUGUUAUGUUUAGUCUGCUUAGCAUACUUAGCGAGAGAUACCUGGAUGGAUGGAUGUAUAGAUGAAUGAA